Molecule: messenger RNA, 2958 nt
Organism: Thlaspi arvense
Lineage: Eukaryota; Viridiplantae; Streptophyta; Magnoliopsida; Brassicales; Brassicaceae
Source: the annotation of a GenBank genome assembly
AUGUUGAAGAAAGUGAGGCGAAAAGUCAAAGUCUUGAUCACCAAACCCUUUAAAAAGCCACAGAACAGGCCGCUAAGACCUCCAUCACCACCAGAGCCACCACCUCCUCCACAAUCUCCACCGCCUCAAGAAAUGGCUUCCUCGAGACAAAAGAACUCUCCGUUUCUGUUCCCGAGAUCCGAUUCCUCUGUUUUACCCGACCCGUCUAGUUUCUUCAGCCACGAUCUCCUCUCAACUCCUCUCCCUACAAACUCCUUCUUUCAAAACUUCACUCUCAAAAAUGGCGAUCAAGCUGAGUACUUUCACCCUUACAUCAUCAAACCAUCGGCAUCCUCUCUCUCCAUCUCAUACCCAACUCUUUCUCACAACUCUGCUUUCAUCUACGAGGCUUUCAACGCCGACAUCAUCAUCUCCGGGUCAGAUGGACCCGACCCGCAUUCCCGGAAAACUCAUCUGAUCACUUCCUUCAGCGAUCUCGGCGUCACACUCGAUUUCCCUUCCUCUAAUCUCAGAUUCUUCCUCGUCAGAGGAAGCCCGUUUGUCACUUGCUCCGUCGGUAACUCCUCGAUCACAAUCUCAACGAUUCACGCCGUUUUAUCGUUCAACGGAAACAGCUCAUCUACCAAAUUCACCGCGAAGCUCAACAACAACCAGACAUGGCUGAUUUACGCCUCUUCGCCGAUUGAUCUGGCCCAAAACGGAGGUUCUUCGAUUAAUUGCGCCGGUGGGUUUUCGGGUAUCAUCCGGAUCGUCGUGUUACCGGAUUCGAAUUCAGAUUUCGAACCAAUCCUCGACCGAUUCAGUUGCUGUUACCCAAUUUCCGGCGACGCUGAUUUCACAAAACCGUUCGCUUUGGAGUACAAAUGGGAGAAAAGAGGCUACGGAGAUCUCUUGAUGCUCGCUCAUCCUCUUCAUCUGAAGCUUUUAGCAAGAGACGAUUGUUCAGUCACCGUUCUAGAUCAUUUCCGGUACAGAAGCCUCGACGGAGAUUUGGUAGGUGUCGUCGGAGAUUCAUGGGUUUUGAGACCGGCCCCUGUUUCCGUGACGUGGCACUCUAUCAAAGGAGUCAAAGAGGAUUCUCACGAAGAGAUCAUCUCAGCUCUCGUGAAAGACGUUAGCGCCUUGGAUUCCUCAGCUCCGGUCACAAAUUCCUCGUAUUUCUACGCGAAACUGAUCGCGAGAGCCGCGAGGCUAGCUCUAAUCGCCGAGGAAGUUUCCUACCUCGAUGUAAUUCCGGCGAUUAAAAAGUAUCUGAAGAACAUGAUCGAGCCGUGGUUAGAUGGGAGCUUCGAACCAAACGGGUUUCUGUAUGACCCUAAAUGGGGAGGUGUGAUCACGAAGCAAGGAUCGAGAGAUUCAGGAGCAGACUUUGGGUUCGGGAUUUACAACGAUCACCAUUACCAUCUAGGUUACUUUCUCUACGCGAUUGCUGUGCUCGCUAAGAUCGAUCCUUUGUGGGGGAAGAGAUACAAACCUCAGGCGUACACUCUAAUGGCGGAUUUUAUGACGCUGGGGAAGAAGAAAGGGGGAAAUUCUAUAUACCCGCGUUUGAGAUGCUUCGAUCUUUUCAAGCUUCAUUCUUGGGCUGGAGGUUUAACGGAGUUCGCCGACGGGAGGAAUCAGGAAAGCACAAGCGAGGCCGUGAACGCUUAUUACUCCGCUGCUUUAUUGGGGUUAGCUUACGGCGACGCACAUCUGGUGGCGGCGGCUUCGACGGUCUUGACGCUAGAGAUUCACGCCGCGAAGAUGUGGUGGCAGGUGAAAGAAGACGACACUAUUUACCCGACAGAUUUCACGGCGGAGAAUCGUGUGGUUGGGGUUUUAUGGUCAACGAAGAGAGACAGUGGAUUAUGGUUCGCGCCCAAAGAGUGGAAAGAGUGUCGCCUUGGGAUACAGUUAUUACCGUUGCUUCCGGUGUCGGAAAUUCUGUUCUCGGAUGUGAAAUUCGUGAAGCAGCUCGUGAACUGGACUCUGCCGGCGUUGGCGAGAGACGGUGUCGGAGAAGGAUGGAAAGGAUUUGCGUAUGCCUUGGAAAGUAUUUACGACAAAGAUGGAGCGAUGGAAAAGAUUAGAGGAUUAAAUGGGUUUGAUGAUGGGAACUCGCUGAGUAAUCUAUUGUGGUGGGUUCACAGUAGAAACUGUGAUGAAGAUGAUGAUGAUAUUGAAGACAAUGAAGGCUGUAUUUGGAUGCAACCAUCAUACUUGCUCGACGUGAGUCAGAGAUUCAAGGCUGCUCAAGUCAUACGUUCUCUCACAAGCCCCGACAACUACGUGAUUGUUUCGGAUAACGACCAAACUGUCCUUGACUAUGUCUCGGAUGCCAUUUACUGUUUGUAUGGGGAGCCAGAAGCAAAGCUAGAUCAGGAAUCGCAAUCUACUUGGAUGGGUGCACUGGGCAAGACUCAGAUCAGAUAUCUAGACAUGACUUCAGCUGGUGAGCGCUUCAAGCUGCAAUUGACAGGAGCGGAAUUAAAACACGGGAAGAUUUUUCUAGUGCUGGGAGAGAACGGUACAGGGAUGACCACCUUCAUCCGAUUGCUGGCCGAUUUGCGUCCACCUGGCAAGAGCUACUUGCCUUUACUUGUUCUGCUAUGCUCUGCUUAUGCAUGGCUUUCUUCAAGGGUUCUCAAUUUCCGUUAUGUUUUGGAUUCAUCUAAUAUUUGCGUUCACACGAAGAAGCUGCGUGUGCUGGUGAAGCCGCUGGAGAAGCCGAAGGUGGUACUAAAGUUUGUGUGGAUGCAAAAGGACAUAGGAGUUGCGUUAGACCAAACGGUUCCAGGAUUUGGAACAAUCCCGCUUGGUCCGUACUACUUCUGGCCUAGGAAAGAUGCUUGGGAAGAGCUCAAAGCUUUGUUAGAGAGCAAGCCCUGGAUCUCCGAGCUUCAUCGCGUCUUCCUCCUUAACCAAGCCACAGACAUAAUCAAUCUAUGGCAAUCAAGCGGUGGAGAUUUGUCUUGA